AUGCCUGCAAAACAAUCAACCGAGAACCUGUUCCACAGAAGGAACAACAUCUCCUGUGUGAAACCACCAGACAAUAAGCAAGCUCAUGCAGAAUCUGGCACUAGGGUCCAGCGGAGACUCCCACUGAGGCAACCAAUCAUGCCUUCCCUGCAGAAAACACGAAAUAGGAAACCUUCUGACGAAAGAUUACCCAUGUCCUCUGAAUAUGUUCUGAGGAAUUUCGUGCCAUAUUUGACAAACUAUGAGCAGACAGAGAUAAGUAAAUACAAACAGGUAUGGUACCUGGGAAAGAGGACAACAAACAAGAUUAGGUGCAGCACCCAGAAUCCACAGUUAUUCAACUUUGGCUUCGACACUGAGGAGGGACUGUACAAGGCAAUUGUCAAUGACCACUUGGCCUACCGCUAUAAAAUCUUGGCAGUUAUUGGAAAUGGCUUCUCUGGAGAGGUUCUCAAAUGCUAUGAUUAUAAGACCAAGCAGUUUGUGGCCAUCAAAGUCUUUCGAAACAAAGACAGCGUUCUUAAGCUGGCAAAGUCGGAAAUGAAGGUUUUGAAAGCCCUGAAAGAGAGUGACAAGAAUAACUCAGCCAACAUCGUCCACAUGAAGGAGCACUUCAACUUCCGCCAUCACCUCUGCAUCACUUUUGAUCUCUAUGAUGGAGACCUGUAUAGGGUGAUGAAACGUAAGGACAAGCAUCAAGUCACAGAGGACGAGCUCAAAGGGUACACUGUAGCCAUCCUGAAAUGUCUGCAGCUGCUCAGAAAGAAGAAUAUUGUCCAUGGCGACCUAAAACCGGUAGGAAUAAUAGUUCAGACCUUGUAA
This is a messenger RNA of Pleuronectes platessa (European plaice), 822 nucleotides long. Its product is annotated as dual specificity tyrosine-phosphorylation-regulated kinase 4. NCBI's taxonomy places the organism in Eukaryota, Metazoa, Chordata, Actinopteri, Pleuronectiformes, Pleuronectidae. The transcript has 6 exons. The record is from RefSeq and is a predicted model, not a curated record. Gene Ontology annotation, biological process: peptidyl-serine phosphorylation; peptidyl-threonine phosphorylation. Bases 1 to 822 code for a protein of 273 amino acids. Gene Ontology annotation, molecular function: ATP binding; protein serine/threonine/tyrosine kinase activity; protein serine/threonine kinase activity.